Molecule: messenger RNA, 1278 nt
Organism: Bufo gargarizans (Asiatic toad)
Lineage: Eukaryota; Metazoa; Chordata; Amphibia; Anura; Bufonidae
Product: zinc finger protein 567-like
Exons: 3
Coding region: 54-974 (306 amino acids)
Source: RefSeq, a predicted model, not a curated record
GUCCUCUGUAUUCCCAGGACUGUCCAGAGGAGAAGGUCCCGGAGAAUCCUCAGAUGACAAAUCGGGGGGAAGAUCUGACUGAUAUUAAAGUGGAGGAUAAAGACGAGAAGAUGAUGUUCGAUUCCCCGUGUGGGAGUGAGGAGGAGGAGGACAUUCCAGGAGAUGUCACCACAGAAAAUCCCAAUAAGAAUUCUGAUGAAAACUUCAUGUUAUCACUAAUUGAUAAAGCAGAAAAUGAAGAUAUAAUUCAGCGCUCUUCUGGAGGAAACCUAAUUACCCUUAAUGGACUUCUAGGACAUUACAGUACAGAUCUGUCAUACAAUCCCUUGACUCAUGAAAAACCUUCUCCUGUCCAAUCACAGAUUGUUACCACAAGUACAGGUCAGAAAGAGGUUGAAAGUUUUCAGCGUUGUAAAGAAUUCACAAAAACAAUCCUUCUUUCUACACGCAGAGGAAUUCCCAGAGGAGGAGAGCAGAAAUCAUUCCCCUGUUUAGAAUGUGGAAAGUGCUUCAAAUAUAAAUCCCAUCUUGUUAGACAUGAGAGACUUCACACAGGAGAGAAGCCGUAUUCAUGUUCAGAAUGUGGGAAGGGCUUUAAAAUGAAAUCAUAUCUUGCUAUACAUGAGAGACUUCACACAGGAGAGAAGCCAUAUGCAUGUUCAGAAUGUGAGAAAUGUUUUACAGAAAAAUCAACUCUCGUUAUACAUGAGAGGUUUCACACAGGGGAGAGGCCAUAUUCCUGUCCAGAAUGUGGAAAGUGCUUUAUAAAUAAAUCAAAUCUUGUUAGACAUGAGAGAACUCACACAGGAGAGAAGCCAUAUUCAUGUUCAGAAUGUGGGAGACGGUUUACAGAGAAGUCAACUCUUGUUGUACAUGAGAGAAUUCACACGGGAGAGAGGCCAUAUGUGUGUUCACAAUGUGGGAGACGUUUUACACAAAGAUCAGAUCUUGUUAAACAUGAGAGAUGUCACUGAGAAGAGAAGCUGUAUUCUUAUCCAGAAGGUGAGAAAUGUUUUACACAAAUCAGAUAAUGUUACACAUGGGUGAAUCCAUACAGACGGGAAGUUGUAUUGAUGUUCAGAAUGUGGGAAAUGUUUUACAAAGAAAUCACAUCUUGUUACACAGAAGAGAAGCUGUAUUCACGUUCAGAAUGUAGAAAGUGCUUUUCAAAUAAAUCAAAUCAUUAUACAUUUAGGGGUCAUUAUUUCAGAAGACUUAAAGGUAGGCAGACAAUGUCAUAGAGCAGAAGGAGAUGCUAGCAGAACGCUUGGGUGUAUA